AUGGAGCAUUCGAGCUCCGACAAGCUCGUCCGCGGACAAAAUUUGAUGCAGAUUGCAAUGAAGAGGCUCCAAAAGGAGUUCUAUCAGGUUCUCUUCAUGAACCGAGCUCAUUUUGAUCCUGAAUUUCGUCUCCCGUACCUCGACUCAGUCCAGCAAAUUGAUUACGACGUUGAGGACGAAACCAGGGCCGCUGGCGAUUCCAUAGCCGAAGUUGAAGAUGCGUCGAGCAUUGCGAUGACGGAUUUGAGAUUGAUUGCCGAAAAAGGCAUGUGGACGAUUUUCUGUCCACCCAAGCGUUCCUCGACGCCAUCCGCCACUGAUUCUCGAGUUUCUUCGUCAUUGAGGCGGAGUUUUUUGGAUUCCGUUAUGCACCGGACGCUCGAGGUAUUCGGGCCGCCGAUCUCGGAAUGGGACCCGGAAGGGUCUAACUUCGCAAAGGUCACUUCGUUGAUCUACGAGAACCGCAGAGAAGCAAAAGGGUUCAUCAAGUGUGUGUAUAAUUUGCAGAAAGCGAUGCAGUUUCUGGAGAUGGAGCAUUCGAGCUUCGACAAACUCGUCCGUGGACAAAACCUUAUGCACAUUGCAAUGAAGAGAUUCCAGAAGGAGUUCUAUCAGGUUCUCUCCAUGAACCGAGCUCAGUUUGAUCUUGAAUCCGUUUCCCGUGCCUCGACUCAGUCUAGCCAGUCUGAUUACGACGUUGACGACGAGGAGGAUGAAAUCAGGGCCGCUGGCGAUUGCAUAGCCGAAGUUGAAGAUUCGUCGAGCAUUGCGAUGACGGAUUUGAGAUUGAUUGCCGAGUGCAUGAUCUCAUCUGGAUACGCCAAUGAGUGCUUGAAAAUCUACAAAGUAAUUCGGAAAUCAAUCAUAGACGAAGGAUUACACAAGCUCGGAGUCGAGAAAAUGAGCUCUUCGCAGGUCCGGCAGAUGGAUCCGGAAGUUCUAGACCUGAAGAUUAAGAGCUUGCUCGGUGCUGUAGAUGUUUCCAUGAAGACAUUGUUCAAUGGAGAGAGAAUUCUGUGCGAUCACGUCUUUGCUUCCUCCUCCGAUUCGAUUCCAGAAUUAAUUUUUACUGAGAUUUCAAAAAAAAAAAUCUCACUUCUUAUGACUUUUUUAUAUUAG
Ipomoea nil (Japanese morning glory) is the source of this 1119-nucleotide messenger RNA. RefSeq names its product exocyst complex component EXO70A1-like. The coding region runs from base 1 to 1119 and encodes 372 amino acids. The record is from RefSeq and is a predicted model, not a curated record. Gene Ontology annotation, biological process: exocytosis. NCBI's taxonomy places the organism in Eukaryota, Viridiplantae, Streptophyta, Magnoliopsida, Solanales, Convolvulaceae. The transcript has 2 exons. Gene Ontology annotation, cellular component: exocyst. Gene Ontology annotation, molecular function: phosphatidylinositol-4,5-bisphosphate binding.